AUGAAUUUAACACAUCAUCUUCACCAUCACCACAGGCUGCAUUUAAUGCACCUGCGAAAUCACAGCUAUGGCUUGCAUGUCGGAGCCAAUGAGAGCGCUGAAAAGAACCAUCCCUCUGGAGGAUGCUAUGAGCAACUGUUUGUGAAACCCGAAGUGUUCGUAAUUCUUGGCAUUGUAAGCCUACUGGAAAAUAUUCUGGUGGUGGCAGCGAUAUCUCGAAACAAGAACCUGCAUUCUCCUAUGUAUUUCUUUAUCUGCAGCUUGGCUGUGGCUGACAUGCUUGUGAGUGUAUCCAAUGGAUUUGAGACUGUUGUGAUUACUCUGUCCAACCAUACAGAUAGGAAGGCACAGAACCUCAUUGAGAACAUUGAUAAUAUCCUAGAUUCAAUCAUCUGCAGCUCCCUGCUUGCAUCCAUAUGCAGUCUGCUGUCUAUAGCAGUGGACAGGUACUUCACAAUUUUCUAUGCUCUUCAGUAUCACAACAUCAUCACAGUGAAGCGAACAUUUAUAAUUAUCACCUGUAUUUGGACAGCAUGUAUGAUCUCUGGUGUGUUGUUUAUUGUAUAUUAUGAUAGCAAUGUGGUCAUCAUUUGCCUAAUCAGUAUAAUCUUCACUAUGCUUGCACUCAUGGUAUCUCUGUAUGUGCACAUGUUCAUGCUGGCCAGGUUACAUAUGAAAAGGAUUGCAGUUUUACCAAGAACUAACACCAUACGCCAAGGAGCCAACAUGAAAGGAGCGAUCACAUUAACUAUCUUGCUGGGAGUUUUUGUAGUCUGUUGGGCUCCUUUCUUUUUGCAUUUAAUUUUCUAUAUCUCUUGUCCCCACAACCCUUAUUGUGUAUGUUUUAUGUCACACUUCAAUAUUUAUCUUAUUCUUAUCAUGUGUAAUUCUGUCAUUGAUCCUUUUAUUUAUGCUCUGCGCAGCCAAGAGUUAAGAAAAACCUUUAAGGAAAUGAUCUAUUGCUACUGUAUGUCAAGUUUGUGUGAGCUUGCAGGCCGUUAUUAA
Messenger RNA from Staurois parvus, 1005 nucleotides. NCBI's taxonomy places the organism in Eukaryota, Metazoa, Chordata, Amphibia, Anura, Ranidae. The record is from the annotation of a GenBank genome assembly.